AUGUUUCGUCUGUUCUUCUUGAUGACUUUGACCAUUUUCUUGGCCGCUUCCUUGGGAACUUCGCAGAACAAUUCUUCAAAUCAGGUAACUUUACAGCGAACCAAAUUUUAAAGCAUUCAACUUUUCCCAGAUUAUUCCCGAGAAUCUUUCAGGGGCACCCAGCGACUGUUUUCUGUAAAAUAUCUGUUCGGAGAAGUAAAUAUUGCCUAUAAUUUGCUUUUGCUUGAGGAUCGCUAAAACUUUCUAGAUGAACGUUCCAUUCAUGUACAGUUUUCGGAGCUUAUCUAAUAUAAAUUCCCUACGAUUUUCUGAAGUUCAAUUUCCCAGGUCAUUCUAUUUUUCUUAGAAAAAGGCUCAAAUUUUCGGAUUCUAAAAUGUAAUGGAGAGAGGAAUUAGAAAAAUUUUCACUUUCGUCAAACGUUAAAUUGCACCUCAAAUAUUCGGAAAAAUCAUACUGAAGCCCUUGUAAUUUCGAAAAGACUCAAGUUCCCCUACGAUGACCGAACAGAUAAAAAUUUUGUAGCACCACUUAGAAUAGAUUUCUAGAGACCUAAAAGUAUUCUGGAUAGCCUAAAAAGUGUUUUCAUCGUAUUUUGGAGGAAACCCUCGUUUGAUGCCCCUGAUCUUUGUUGGCAAGGGAACUAUUCAGAUGCGGUUUUAUUCUUAGCUUUCGAGACUCAGCGACACUGUUUUUAUGCGCUUUUAGGUUCUUUUAGAUUCAUAAUCCGUUCAAUAUCUUGGUUGCAAACCAGAAACUCAGUUACCAGAGAUACAAAUUUAAUUUAUCAUCGAUUUUACAGGAUACAGCAUUCAGGGCUUUAGAUACUGCUCAUGGGCUAGGCUAUCUUCAGUUUUCAUGAGAUUAUUAAAGGAAAGAAAAGAAAAUAGUUGCACUCUAUGCACGAAAACCCAAGGGUUUGAAAAAAGGGGGGUAAAAUUAAAGUGUUCGAUUGGUAAGGGGAAGAUAGCUAGGUUUGGUUUGAAUUAUUAUAUCGGGAAGUCUGAACAACCAGGGUUCGAGAAAUUCGCGUGAACAACGCGCAAAAUAACACCCGCGGGUACACCCGCGUGUGCGAACGCAUCGCUCUGUCGUUGCCAGUCUCCCCUCAAUGAGACAGGGAAGCCUGCUGAACAUUUGCCAACCAGGUAAAAUGCUCAGGAUUUUAAAAGUUAUGUUUUACAAGUUGACUCAAAUCUACCUUGUUCGACUCCUAAAAUAAUCCUCGGGAAGCAGAGCGUCAAUCAGAGAAGCUUUCAAGAAGAUUGAUUGUUAGAAUUGGUUGUUACUCUUUACAAUAAACCUGAGGUCUAAGGUGAGCUCAGGUGAGUUUUUACUGUUUGACGACUGUUUUGGGCUUUUUGGUCCUUUUUGAACCAGGAACAUUUUCCUUCAUGGACCCAUUCAGCUUUUAAUUUAAGCUCUUACGAUAACAAAAAUGCAAAAUCAGCAAGGAUAGGUCUUUCCACAAGUACCUCAUUUAGUAAAUUUUGACCAAUCCAGACAGAGUUACACGUACGCUAAAACUACAGGACCUGAACAAUCGUUGAAAUCGAUAAUCGAUGGCAAUCGAUAACAAUCGAUGACAAUCGUUAUCAAUUAAUCGAUUGAUAUUGAUAAUCGAUGGACAAUCGAUCAUGAAAAUUUUUGUGAUUAUAAAAAUAAAUUGAUUAUCAUCGAUUAUUAAUAUCAAUCGAUAAUCGAUUAACAUAAUAGAUCGUUAUCAAUAUGCAAUAUCAAUCAAUUACCUAUAUUUAAAAUAAAGGCGAAUGUCUCUUGCGAUGAUUCCUGGGAACGAGAAUCACUUCUGCACUGCUUUGUCACUGUUUGCUGUGCUUGUCACCUUUGACGCCCACCUGGAAUAACUUUUUGCUACUCCGUAAAUCACUCUUGGGAAUUCCACACAGAACAUCGAGGUGGACGUGGGCGUCUGCACAGACGUAAAGAAAGAAGAAGAAAAAGAAAUAACAAUAUUGAAGCUUAAUCGUGUUUGAAUGACGACUGCGUCCCAGAUCAGUUGAAUCUUUGCAGUGAAUUCGAAGUUAAAUUGAUCAAGUUUGUACUACUGUCAACGAGAUAUGUUAAUUGUCUUCAUUAUUUCUGCUGUUUUUCAAGGAGCCACAUCGAUGAACAAUUCUCAAACUUUGCUACUGAUGUUUAAAAAUAAUAUACAAUCGCGUACACUCCUGCGAUACCCGAAGAUACUAAGACAUGAAUUUAGUGCCAAUCGAUAGCAAUCGAUGAAAUUCGUGACCACGUAAGUGUGAUUAUCCAUUGAUCAUCGAUUGGCCGAUGCCAAUCGAUGCUAAUCAACAGUAAUUAAUCGAUUGUCAUCAAUUGAUCGAUUGAUUUUCUGAUAAUCAAUUUUUAUCGAUUGUUCAGGUCCUGAAACUAACAAACAAUUAACAUUUGGAAAUUUUUGCUAUUUGCCUGCUACUCUUUGCCCUUUUCCUGAAAAGGUAGCCAGCCAAAACUCCACACAAAGGAAAGACAAUGAAAUGGGUAACAAAAUGGGCUGUAAAAAAGGACAACAAAAGGAAAAAAAAGAAUGCGAGGAAAGAAUAUUGAAAACAGAUUCCCCCCCCCUCCCAAAAAAAAGACAAACUUUGUCUCGAAAUGCUCAAAACAAAAAGCUGCUUAAUUACAUCCAAUUGGCAGAAAAAUAUGCUUUGGGUGAUAAAAAUCUCUUUUUUAGCCAUUCCCAUGUUAACCAGCCAAAAACUGCUUCAAAAAGGAGGAUCUGGUCAAAAAUGCUGUCUUUUUGUUACUAAAAUAGUCAUAUUAAAGAGUUAAAAAACUGGUUUUAAAGCUUAAAAACCUAUUGUCAUUUGCUUGUAAGAUAAUUUAGUACUUGUAGCUAAGUAUGUUAAGUGAGUUUAAAAUUCUGGUUUGACCUCAAAGGGAUAUAUAUCUUUUUUCUAUCGAUAACACUGAUCGAUUUGACCUUAAAGAACACAGGAGCAACCAAGCCCCUCCCUUAGAGAAGAAAACCCUUUUGAGACUAGUAAGAGAUAAUGGACUGUUUACCCAAAAUUCUGCAAUGUCAUGACCACAAAAACAAAAGCAAAAUUUGUUUCAGUAACAUACCUUAAAUUAAACCUUUGGAGCGAAAAUUGUGUCAAUUCACGCGAAAACGUACACUAACGGCUUUCCGUUAAACGGGUGAAACGCACGGCUGUCGAACGGGUAAGAAACGGCCCACGAAACCGUUUGAAACGGAUGAAACCGAACGGCUGAACGGCUGAUAAUUUAUUCCGAACGGAUUGGUAUGACGGCUGAACGGCUAGCGAAAAAUUUCGAACGGAUGUUCCUGAACGGCUGAACGGCUGAACGGCUCGUCAAAAACUUCGAACGGAUGGUAAUCACGGCUGAACGGCUAAAAAAAAUUUCGAACGGUAGACCUGAACGGCUGAACGGCACGAGUAAAAUUUCGGUCAUUUGCCGCAGAGUUACAUUUGGACAAGUUGCAGAAAUUCUACAAUAAUUUUAUUAUGGCUGUUUCCAAUUGAACGGGUCAUGAACGGGUGAGUUUUUUUCGCCGCGCAGAAUAUAAACAAACUUGUUCUAGACAAACAACAAAAAAGGAGCGCUUAAACGCUUUGAUGCUUUUAAAUAAAAACUUGCUCUGGCCAUCACAAAUGGAAAACGUGAAUAGAAAUAAUGUUAAAAAGCUCAAAUCACGAUGAAUAAAUCGGCAGCGGUAAGUAUUUUUGAAUAUCGAAUUAUGAAUGAAAGUAAAGCUUGCAUCACAGCAGACCGUUUUGAAACUAAUUAAUUGCGUAGCGUCACGUCGCCAGAGAAAACUUCGAGAUGUCACGCUUGUCGUGAUUCUCACCCGUGCAACAAACCGUCGCUUCAUAGAACUAUGCCAUAGUUGUACACUGUUCUUUGCAAAAAAAUCUAAGGCCUUUUAAAAAAUGACGAGAGUUUUGGUUCACGAAAAAUAAAUCAUCAGAUAGUUGACUGAGUAGAUGUUGGUCACGUGCUAGGCAACGAGUUUUUGCAAGUGACUCAAAUUUCAUUCGCGAUCAGAAAGAUCAGAAAGUGUUACUGGUAAAACCCUUUUCUCUUCGGUUGGUAGACUGUUUCCCGUGAUUCUGGCAGCGGGUCAUUAAACGAGUUAAAUCGCCACUUCCACCAAUAGUUUCUUAGUAGUUUACCUGGGAUCAGAGGAACACGUUUUCGACUCAACAAUUGCGGUGAAACAGUUGUUUACAGAAGACAGUAUUAAUUUUUGUCGCUCUGUCAGACUUUUUUCGGUCGGUUCUGAAUUUCACGCUUGGUUCGAGAUAAAUGUUACGUUACGGCAAGAAAGCAACGAAGCACGGCUAGAACAAGAUUUCGCAAACUACCAUUUCGUGUCUUCGUUUCGCAAACGACCGGCCACAAGGCACUGCAUAAGGCCAUCUGAACAGCGUAAAAUUAAUAAUGAUCCAAUGCGUUUGAAUGAACGGUUCCAACUGAUUGAAGAUUUGAACGUAUGGAUAAUUUUUCUGAACGGAUGACCAAGUCGUUCGAACGGAUUCAAAUUUUUCUGAACGGGUGCCACAGCCGUUUGAACGGAUAGACAAUUUUUCUGAACGGAUGGCACAAGCCGUUCGAACGGAUGGAUGAUUUUUGUGAACGGAUGACCAAACCGCUCGAACGGAUGCAAAUUUUUCCGAACGGGUACACUAGCCACUCGAACGGUUGGGCAAUUUUUGUGAACGGAUGACACAGCCGUUCGAACGGCUUGACUUCCUUUUUAAACGGAUCGCCCAAGCCGUUCGAACGGAUGCAAAUUUUUUCUGAACGGAUGAGAAACGGCUUGUGAACGGAUUUCCGUUCGAAAACGGGAAGCCGUUAGUGUACGUUUUCGCGUGAGAGGUCACUGCUGUUAGCAGUUACUGCUUUGGCUAAAUUUCCCCUCCCAACAAACAACAGUAAAAGGUGUAGUGGUAAAGAAAAUCCUACAUUUUCCUUAAGCUGCAGAGCGUUUGGUCUGCAGCUGUGUAGGUGUUAAAUUAAUAAAUGUAGUGUAACUCAGACGCUAACCCUGAUCGUAACAAAUCAAAUCAAAGGAUUUUUUUGGAUUUGACAUUUUCGAUUUUAGGAUUUUCUAGGUAGGAAAAUUUUAGCAAGUAUUUUUUUGGUAGCUUGAUUUAAGUAGGUUUUUUCUGUGGUACAGUAUUCAAAACAAUUGAAGAUUCAUGAUAGUUGUAUCAUUUAAUGCAUUCUGGAAAUUUUUGAUGGCUUGGAAAUUCGACAUUGGAUUUUUUGUGGGUUAAAUUUUGGUCCAGGGAUUUUUCUGGGUUUUGAUUUUUGCCCCUAAUCGAUCAUCCCUGUCACUUGAAAUCUGGAGUACCCCCCCCCUCCCCCCCGGGACCAUAACACCAUCAUCUGCAACUACCUGCAAACUAAACCCAUCACCUAAGCCAUGUAUACUUAACAUAUAUCAAUCUUGUUACUCUGACUUGCAGGUUACGUUUCUCUAAAUUCACACUGAAGACAGGCCUUUAGGAAAAACUUACCGAUAUCCAGCCUCACCCUUUUAAUUUCCUGUUUUUUUUAACCACUUUCAUUUCCUUUUUCUUAUCUUUCCAAAUUCAGUUUCCAUUGCAACUCAGUUUAUGCUAUAGUCGAGAGUGUCUUCAUUUAUCUAGAGUUUGCAGUCUUUCUUUAAGUCAUGAAAGUAUGUUAAAUUUCCCAAUCUAACAGGCUAAUGGAUCUGUAGCAAAGUCUAAAAGCUGUAGAGUCGUACCUCAAGCUGGUUGCUGUAAGGAUGGUGAGUUUACAAGUUAUUUUAAAAAUUGAUUUUCAACAAAAUGAUCAUCGACGGAUAUGGAAAAAAUAAAUCUUCUAAGUACAGCUGUAUGUUUAGAUUAAAAUUUGCAACUUAGAAAUCAAAGGCAUUUAAGGCCAGUAAAGUACAUUUAAGUAUUGCAUUAGUGGGAUCAGUUCAGGUUAUACGCAUAACAACUUGCUAGUUCUGCUGUAUCGAGAUUGUGUGGAUGGUAAUUUGGUUCAGUUGUAAGUUUCAUUAAUUAAUCGCUGUAUUUUAUUUUAAUAAUUUAAGGCAAAGAUGGAAAGGAUGGUCAACAUGGUGAGUCACAUUAAAAUGCAACAAUUUUCAUUCAUUACCAUUUACAUUAACACAACAUUUAUAUUACAGUCCGACUUCUAUUAAGCGGCCACCCCCCAUUAACAGGCCACUUUUCAAAGUCCGGAUUUAUUUGUUACAAAACUGCUGUAUUUGAUACCUCUAUUCAACGGCCACCUCUAUUAAGUGGCCGCAGCCACCUUUUUGCUGUCGCAAGUGUAUUAUUUAUAUGGCUUUUUACCUCCAAGCGGCCCGCCAGCAUAUCUUUCCAAGCGAAAUGGUGACAGAGGAUAUAUAAAGGUGAUAACUGAUAACAACAAGAAAACAAGAACUGCAAUUUAAUCUCCACUAUAACAAGUCACAAGCUGCGUACACGUGCAAACUUUUUACAUCCGGCGCUAUACAAACAUAACAAUAGCUAACAAUAGAUAGAGCUGACCCACUGUUUUGUUACAACCGAAAUGCACUUGACGUUUUGUUGCAAUGAAUUUUGGAUUUAUCUUUAUAUAUGUUCACUUUUUAAAAGCAUUUUACUAUAUAGAGUCAAUAAAAUCAUGUUUACUGCCAUUCCUAUCCAAUUUAUAUUGUACCUCUAUUAAGCAGCCAUUACCUCUGUUAAGGGGGUGGCCACUUGAUAGAGGUCGGACUGUAUUUAGAAAUAAUUAGUCACUUGUAUAAUCAAGUGUUGUUUUUGGUAAUUUGUAGGAAAAGAUGGGCGCGAUGGAGUGAAUGGUGAUGUACAUUAUUAUUUUAUUAAAUAUUACUAGUAAUAAUGCAGAGAGUGGGCAACAACAAUUGAAUGUCAAAACGAUUUCGCUCUGAUCCAGUGCUGUGCUUUGUGUGCUGGUCAAAAUAUACGUGAUUACGAGUCAUAUAAGGUCCAAAUGCACGUGCUCAAAGUGUGUUCUGUGCAUUCCAUACAUUCUUUGUGGAAGUCCUAAUGAAUGUCUACAGUCAGUUAUAUAUGAUGUGUUAAAGAACAAUUCAUCCGAUUUGUUUGUCAGGUGUGAGAAAUUGUCCUUGUCUCUGAGUGAAAUCAAGGUCUAUAAAUAAGUCCCCAGGCAUGAAACUCAUGCGUGUUAGAGUUAGCAGGCAUACUGUAAUAAUUAUUCUCAAAAUAAAUCUUAACCAAGUGUUUCCUCCUUUUCAUCCCCCCUGUUGUAGCUUGUUGUCAGUGUUCUACGCAGGCUUGUAAUACCGUAAAAUAAGGCCCGGGGCUUAUAUUUUUCAAAGGCCCUUUUUGAGGGGCUUAUUUUUGGAAGGGCUUAUCUAUGAAAUUUGCAUUUCAAAAUCGAUUGGGCUAUCCUUAUAGCUGGGAAUAAAUCUACCAUUUUUGCUUUGUUUUACUAUUAAUUUUAUUUGAGGGCAAUUUUCCAAGUGCAAGCCCCCGUGGGGCUUAUAUUUGGAGGGGUGAUUUAAUGGAGAGUUUUUUGUGUUACCGGUUUGGGGGGCCUAUACUUCGAAGGGCUUAUUUUCGGUAUUUUACGGUAUUACUAAUCCAAGGCUGUGCUCCAAGAAAAAUUGUAAGGAGUCCAGUGCUCUGAACCUGUGCAAAACAGGGAGCCAAGCAUCAGAUUUGUAUGGGAAAGCUAAGAUUUCCUAGUUGCUCAAGAUCAAAAGUAAGGUUUUAGGGGACACUGACGGCGCUGCUAGCCUGCGAGCAAGCUCUCCUAUUUGGGCUAGUGAAACGAGUCUCACGAGAACUCACUUGCCCAAAUAGGAGAGCUUGCUCGCAGGCUAGGGCACUGCUGGAGCACCAGCAGUGGAACCUCGAUAUAAUGAAGGGCCAAGGGACUGGCAAUUAUAUAACACGCUAUAAUGAGGUUUCGUUUCAUUGAAUUUUUUUUCAUAUAUUUUACUAUUACUGGGGUAAAGAAAAUAUUUUGUUAUACCAUUUGGACUUUGUUAUAUUGAGGUUCAUUAUAUCGAGGUUCCACUGUAUUACUUUAAUUUGUUUAUUGUCUUGAACACAGGAAAAGAUGGCCGUGAUGGACGAGAUGGCAGUGGAAUAAAGGUUGGCGUUUUUAAGCUUCAAACGUUGUUUUCUCCUUUUGCUUGAAAAGUUCAGAAAUUCAAAUUAAAUGACCCAUGGAGCUGUAUGUCUCCAAUAAAAUGGUCUCUGUACUGUGAAUAUAACAAGUUGCCAAAAAAGAGGUUUUUUUUGGACAUUUGGGCUUGUCUCUUUCCAGAGAAAGAAGAAUAAGAUAUAAAAUUAUUUUCAAAAAAUUGAUAAUUUAGUUAAAUGUUCUUGCGUAGCAACCAACUUUUAGGGUCACUGUAACCAGAUAAUUUGCAAAGGUGAAAUAUGACUAAAAAAUAAUAUUUAUGGACUUAUUAUAGAAUGGAACACAACUCUAAAAUAGUUGGCCAACUUUUUAAAGUUGUGUCACUGUGUAUUGGACUAAUAAAAAUUGCUACAUAAAACUAUUUGAUUUGCUUUUUUCCUCACUGAUUCAGUUGUAAAACUUGCUUUUGGCACAAUUAAGAUGAAAAGCGCCUGCUCAUGUUUUUAAAACAGAAUCCAAAAAUGGGAAUAAAUUGUAUUGCGUACACUGUACCUCAGUUAAUUAUUUUAUAAUAAUAUUUAAUGUAAUUUCUCACUUUCAUUUUUUAUGAAAUGAUACCCAUCUUGUUCACAGUUAAUCUUGGCAAUAUGCUGGCUCCUAAUAUGGGAAGUUAUGGGUGUUUCAAAGGUGAUUUGGUUAAGAUUCAUGUAGUGUAACCUUCCUUUGAUACCCUAUUCUAUUGUUAUACCUCUAGUGUUAACGCAAUGACUAAGCGGCUGUACAUGUGUAUAUAGAUAAACUCAGACCAAAUGUUAAAUUUAAAUGGUUGGGCUGAAGCUGUUUUGAUUACUUUUAUUUAACAAAAAUGGUGAAAAAAGGUGCACUAUGUGUUGAUUCUUGAUUUUUUUUGUUAUGAUAAGUAAAUAAACUCAUUUUAGUGGUAGUACUUGUAUGUCCAUUAAGCUAAUAUAAAUAAAUAAAAUUAGUAGUUAUUUUUUCAGGGAUAGUUUUCACAAAUUUGGUUUCACUUUUAUUUGUAAAUAUCUAUGUUAGGGAGAAAAAGGAGAAACAGGGAUACCAGGAAAAGAUGGAAAUGCCGGCGUUAGGGUAUUAUUGACAUGUUACUGCUUUUUACAUAGUGGUUUUGAGUUUCUGGAUCCAUAUACUUCCAUAAAGGGUCAUUGAAUAUAAAUUUAAGUUGAACGAUGCAAAAUCAUCCAAACCAUAACCAUGCAGACCAGUUAACUUUAUUUUGAUCUCCACCACAGUAAAGACAAGCAAACUGGCUAUUCUCUUUGCAUUUGUAUUAAAAAUAAUAAUAAUGAUGAUGAUGAUAAUAGUAAUAAUAAUAAUAAAAUAAUAAUAAUGAUUUUUAUAGGGGGAGCCCAACUUCCCAUGGCAGUUUUAAGUGGGUCCCUCAUUACUAAAGUAAUUAAUUGAUAAAAAGUAAAAACUUGCUCAAAAAUGAAAAAAAGAGUGAAGAUCAUAAAAUUCACAGUAAAAAGUACGACUUUUUCCUAGAGUAAGAAGUUCCCAUAACAUUGUUCCUUAUUUUGACUUUAAGGUUGCUGAGGACAGUUUCUCUAGAAAUGCUUUAUGCAUUUACUAUGCAUGUUAACAUUUUAAUGAUGAGGAGAUACGCAGCCAAUUAGCUUUUAAAGAAAAAAGUGUGAGGACAAGUUGAGAAGAAUCCUUAGAAGUUUCUACGUCUACUUCAAUACUUCUAGACGCUUUCACAUCUAAGAGAUUAAUAAUGCAGAAAAAUAAAAAAUAAUAAAAAUCAAAUAACAGAAAUAAGAAAAAAGAUUAAUUUAAAAAACGUUGCAUAGAUGAUUACAAAAGUUUGGAUACCUUUCUGCUCUUAUUAUCAAAGGGAUAAGAUUCCAUUCCCUUAUAGUUGUCAGUUAUUGUCUAGGGAAAUUUAUUCUGUUUCUGUCGACUUUGAUUUGUUGACUUUCAAAGGUAACGUAAACAAACGACAAUAGUUUUACCUUAAAAUUUGACGACAUUUAGCAGAAAUCCUCGUCAUGCUGUACUGCAGUCAAUGAAAGCCUCAAAUAAACAACGAACAAAGGAAUUUUGUGACUUUAAAGCUAUUUUGAAUUCUAAAACAAUUUCAAAAACUGUUUGUUGCAAUUUGGUUAAGGUGCUUUAAAAUAUGAGGGUUACUAACUGUAAGGUGUAUGCAAAUUCACAAGAAAAUCAAACAGCUGAAUUUUGAGUAAACCAAACAAAUUCAAAAUUUUAGGCUUCUUUUUAUCUUAAUGAAUGUAAUGUCUUACACACCCCAAUAAAUGGUAAUGAUCAUAACUACCUAUCAAACCGUCUUUAUCGACAUUUUACUCGUAAAAUAGAGUUAACCAAUUAGAGCAUACUUCAGCCAUUGUUUUUGAUUAUGAUUAAUUUUUAUUUUGCCCUGGGUGGCAAAUAUGUUGCUAUCGUACAUAAAAGGGCAUUGCGUGACUCAGCUCUGGUUCAAGAGCUCCUUGUUUAUCUUAGAUUACAUCAAUAACUGACCUUCAGUUGUUUGUACAAGGUUUUGUGGUAACAAGUUAUCAUUGUUAGUAGCUGUAAUCAAUACUAUGUUAUGCUUAUAUCCAUCAAUGCUAGCUGAGUGCUCCUUUGUUUGGUUCACUUUGCGUGCACGCGUUGUAUUUUCCAAUAGUAGUUUACUACGCAUUAGUUUCUUAUUUUUCGCUGCCACACCCUCCCUCGAUUCAAUAAAGCUGGACUACUGGCUUGGGUGCACACCUGCUACUUUUACCUCCAGGUGGCAGGCCGGGUGGGGCCCCCACCCCAUCUUAGUUUAUUCACUCCUGGGUGGGGAUGCGCUCCAUCCAUUACCGUGCUGGGUGAGUUGCUGCCACCCUCACUGCAUUGCUCAUUGCUAGGGUGUGUUGCUGCCACCCUCAUUCCAUUUUGUAUAUUACUAGGGUGUGUCGCUGCCAACCUUAUUGCUCUACUCAGUUUAGGGUGUGUCGCUGCCACCCUCAUUGCAUGCACUUUAUGGGGUGUGUUGCUUCCACCCUUGUUUUAACCCCAGGGUGCACCCAACAACCUUUAGUCCCAUUUACUGCCAAAGACUGUGUAUUUUUAUCUUGGACUACACAGUUAAGCGAUUAAGUUGUUAAGUAACCUUAAAAUCUGCAGGCUCGGCCUUUAAAUUAGUCUAUCCCGGCCUGUUUUCUGCUGUCUUUUAAAAUUAAUUUCAUCUGAUGAUUAGUUUCAUUUUUUUUUUGUAUUUUUCACUAUCUUUAAUUCUUAUCUGUUAUCUUCAUCAUCAUCAUUGUCACUAUUUUGUUACAGUUUAAUAGCUUUAUUAACUUAUUAUUAUUAUUAGUAGUAGUAGUAGUAGUAGUAGUAUUAUUAGGGACGGACCAUUAGAAAAGUUAUGGGGGGGAAUAUUUGAGCCGCAGGAAUUUUUUUCAUUAUCAAAUUCCUUGUAUGAAUUUUUUUUAGACCGUAGCAUGAAUAUUUUUUAGGGUUAAUUGGCGGGCAUGAAUUUUUUUCUUUUAAUUUUCCCUUGCGCGACUAUUUUUUUUGUCCUUUGCCCCCCCCCCCCCCCCCCCCCCCUCUUAUUUUUCCUGUUUCCUUUUUUUCCCAUCUCUUUGUUUUUUUUUUUUUUUUUUUUUUUUUGGUGGGGUGGGCAGUAGUAAAAGGUCAUAAAAAAGCAAAAACUGUGUGGGAGGUAGAAGUAGGAGAAGGACGUUUAUUUUAUAUUUAUAGUUUUUGAGUAGAAUAAUGUUCCGUCCCUUAUCAUCAUCAUCUUGUGUGGUUCUUAUUAUUAUUUCUGUUGUAGGGGGAGAAAGGAGAACCAGGAGUAGAUAAAAACAGUAAUGGUGGUGUUAAAGUGAGAACGGAUGUUUUAUGAGUCAAAUGAGUCAAUGAGUCAUGAGUCAAUGAGUCAAUGAGUCAGAUCUGAAAAAAUAAAAGUUUCAGUAGAAACAAUAAAAUUAAGCAUUACUUUAAUUUACUUAAUUUUUCUACUUGCUUCAUUGCUGCCUGCACAUGCAAGGCCUAUUUCUGACAUGAGAUUCCAUGUCAGAAAUAGGCCUUGUGCAGGCAGCAAUGAAGGAAGUAGACAAAAAUUAAGUCAAAGUAAUGCUUAAUUUAAUUGUUUCUACCAAAACGUUUAUUUUUUCAGAUCUGACUCAUUGACUCAUGACUUAUGACUCAUUGACUCAUUUGACUCAUUAAUACUUUACACUCUGUUAAAGUAAGCGUAACUUUAUACUUCUUUUUGAAGACAGAAAUGACCAAUUUUCAGAGUCCAAAACAAAAAGGAAAGCGAAUGCUUUAUCCUCACAGCAACAAAGGACUCAUUAAAUUUUCUUUAGUGGUCCUGACCUACGAAUGAAGAAUCAUUAAUAUUACCUUUAAUUUCUCCACAAAGGGUGAGAAAGGAUCUCGUGGUGACAAAGGGUCACAAGGAGAGAAGGGAUCACAAGGACAAAAAGGAAUUUCGGGAACGUGUGAUACAAAGGUAAUUGUCAUAAAACAUUUUCCAGAUUUUCAAUCUCUGUAACCUUUAGUAUAUAUAUAUAUAAUUCUUUUUACGAAAGCCUUAUUAAUUUUAUUACCAUAGACUUCAUACACGUGUUGCAUGCUCGAUCUCUUCUUUUUCCUGUUAUGUUGAAAGGAAGGAGGGUGCGUGAGUCAGCGGCAAGGCCAUGACAAGUGACAAUCGAGAUUUUUACUGGUACAAGUCAACUCACAUGUCCCACAAGUUUAAGGAAAGCGGAACAAAAUAAUGCUCGCAGUCUUUGUCAUUAGAUUUAUAUCUCAAUGUUAUCUUGAAAGCGGGAGCCUUUUUACAUCUUGAUGUUCGAUCAAUGGAGAUUGUCGUCAGAAAAAGUUGACUGUACGGGUGUUAAACCCUAUAUUUUGCAUAAAUAACUACAUUAGGAGAUUGUAUUAAAGCUUUGUUAUUAAAUUGUAUUUUGUUGUUUUUAUUUUGUCUUUUAGAGCAAAUCGAAGUGCUGUUUAGCCGGUAUGAGUAUUAUUUAUUACUGUUGUCUACGACGUACUUGUACAUUGAUUCAUUGGAAAGAAGAGCCGCCGAAUUUUAAUUUUAUGAAUACGUGGCUCCUUCACAUGUACAUUAAAAUUGCAAAAACAACACAUGAGUUACAUGUACCUUUCUAACUUAAUUAUCGAUUUAUUCUAGUUGUUUUUUCUCUUGAUUUCUUAAUAACAAAGAUUUUCAUUUUUUUUUUCUUGUGGAAGAUUGCUCUAUUGGAUUCCACUUUCUUGAGAAAGUUCAAGAACUAUCAACCCAAGGAGCAGUAGAUGUUGAACAUUUCACCAUUGAUGGAAGCUUGUUUCUUGCUUCUGCCAAUCAUCAUGGGGACAUUAAAAAUUACAAGACAAGUUCCACAAUCUACAAGAUGGACAAAUCAACUGGAAGAUUGUCUUUGUACCAGACCCUGCAGACAAGAGGAGCUUAUGACCUGGAGUACUUUUCUAUUGCUAACAAACAUUUCCUUGCUGUGGCUAAUCGUUACGAUGGAACAUACCGGCUGGACUCUACAGUCUAUCAAUGGAAUGGAAAGCUGUUUGUCGACUUUCAGAAAUUAUCAACAAACGGAGCAAGCCAGUUCACCUAUUUCAAGGUAAAUGGGGAUAGUUAUCUCGCAGUAACAAACUACCAUGACGGAAGUACCCAUUCUACAAAGUCAGUUAUCUACAAAUGGAGCGGCGGUAAGUUUAACAGAUUUCAAGACAUAUCAACUGAAGGUGCCUUGGGAUGUACGGCGUUUGUGAUAAACGGUGACACAUUCAUCUCUUUUGCAAACCAUUACAACUCCCAACACAAGUAUUCUGCUCAGUCCACUGUGUUCAAGUGGUCAGGAGGUCACUUUGUUAAACUACAGUCUCUUCAGACUUACGGAGCGCGCGAUGUCAAGGCUUUUAACAUCAACGGUCACACGUUUCUCGCUUUUGCCAACUACUACUCUGGAAGUAAGUACAACAUCGAUUCUUUCAUUUACAAGUGGACUGGUAAGAAGUUCGUCCUGUUCCAGUCCAUUCCUACCCGAGGAGCCAUCGCAUGGUGUCCAUUUGUGAUCAGCGGUCAAACCUACCUUGGUGUGGCUAAUCACCAUGGUGAUAGUCUGAAGUACCAAACUCCGUCAGUUGUGUACCAGGCCUCUGGAGCGCAGUUCAUCAAGUACCAAGAGAUUCCAACCCACGGGGCUUUUGGUAUGACGUCAUUUGAGUACAAAGGUCAUACUUACCUUGCAGUGGCAAACUUCUACAAUGGCCAGAAGUACAACAUAAACAGCGCCCUGUACAAGUGGGUAUAGAGCAGGAGGUCAUAAGGUCAGGUCCAACCAAAGAAGAUAUUUUGUGUAGCGAAGAACUAAAACGUUCCAAUUGCUAAUCUUAGUAAUAACGGGAACUUUUAGCAUAAUACUGUCUAUCCGUUAAAAAGGGGUUUUUAUAGGAUGGGACUGAUACAAUAACGUCAGUUUUUUGGUUGAUAUAGUAAAAUGUUAAAAAACAAAAUGUGCUUUAUUAUCGCGGCGAUUAGUUGUAAUAAAGAUGUGCUUGGAACACUAAGAAGUUGUGUACUUUUUUUGAACGAAAAUCCUACAAAAAAUGAAUCUGUGGCAUAGCUUGUAUUUCUGUCUACUCUCAACGUAAUGUAUUAUAAUGAGCACAGGUUGAGCAAUCAGCAAACUGAAAGGAAAGUUAAAGAAUGUAUAGGCUUUGAACGGUGAUUCCUUAUGCAAGUAACGCGAGUUUUUAUUGGCCCAUCGAUGAACGUAGCAAUGUCGACUAAAGCAUUUAGUAAUGGCGUUAUUUUAAUAACCGUCGUUUUACACAUUACCAAUUAGAUACAAGACUAAGUAUUCGAGCGCUCAGAUUUUCGAAACCAGCUCAGCUUUUUUGGAAUAUAGGCGUUUUGAGAUUAGACGAGCCGUUGUCUGCUCACUAUCUACCUAUAAAGAACCAAAACUGCCAGGAACGUCGUUUACAGGUCGAGCACUUUACGCCUUCUAUUACAGAUGCAAAAUAUCGGCUUCGGAAGCACGGGUGUUUGCGGAAAGUAAAUUUUCGAUAUUUUGGGUUAAAAAGUCGUGGCAUUUUUGCCAGUUUCAUUUGAAUCCCUCCUCCCCCUCUUUUUCUUUAUUCCUGUCCCAUUUUUUGGUCCUGGGAAUUUACUGGGCCUCAUUUGUGUGGGAAACUUGUUGGGGAACUCAAGACUUACGGGAUUAGAAGGAAGAAUUGCAGGUGGUUAGUGGAGGAUUUUCAUCACCAUUUUCGGCUCAACGUUACAUAUUUUUUGUCUUUUUAUCCGGCCUCCUUGCCUUAAUAAUCGUUCUUGCAUUUCAUUUUAUUUUUAUUUUAUUAUUUUGCCACACAGAAUAAAUGUUAAGUAAAAUAAAAAAGAUAAUAAAUAGGAUAAAAAUGACCCUUAAAAAUGUUUUGAUCACACGCUUGAAUAUAUUAAAAGCUGGGUCGUUUUUGAUGUUGUUCGGUAAUGAAUUUCAUAUUCUAGGACCUUGAAACAGGAUCGAAAUUUUUUUAAUAUUUGUUCUACAGGUUUGAGGUCGGUAAAAGUCAGAGUAUCUGGUUGAAUAUUGAUGAAUCUGAUUUCCAGUAUGAAAGAUUUCAGUUACAGAAAUAGGUAAAGCGUCGUGAUGUAGGUACAUGAAAGAACUUACUUGGACAGAGUAGAUACUAAGACAUCAAGAAUUUUCAAAUUUGCAAAAAGAGGGCAACUUGAAGCCUUGGUAUGGUUUCAAAGAUUUCUUGCUCCUACAAAUGUUAGCUGACAAAGUUGUCUUUGAGCGCUAAAAUUGAUGACGUCGCUAACGGUACGAGGGCGUGGAUCCGCGCGUCGUCACUACACAGUACGACAUCGACCUUGCGGAUCCUUGCAGUAUGCAGAACGCGUGUCAAAUAUGGACCUAGUAUAUGGCCUCGCUCUCCAUGAGUUCUCCGCAGCUCAAGUGGAUAGAGCGCCCCCCCACCCCGGAGUUUGGGUGGUCAUAGAUUCAAAUCCCGUCGGGGACUCAGAUUUUUUCUUUGUCCCACGCUCAUUUUCACAUUUGUUUCACCGAGCGUAGAAUUUACCAUCUGUCAUUCUUUCAAUGUUGGGAGUUGUUGGUAAACAACGUUGCGUCCGUGUGGACGGGGUUUAAGUGAGAACUUGUCUGUGACUACUUUUACCUACAAAGUGAGUGCGCCAUAGGGUAAUAUUUUCACUUGUUUUUUGUUGUUUUUUGCCUGCGCGCUAAACUGGUAUCCUCUUUGCACCCCAGGGCAUUACAGACAAUCGGCUGGAAGUCUCGGGGGAGUCUUCUUGCCUAUUUAAGCCAGUUACCCGUUUUUUCCUUCUUUUUUGCCAAGUAAGACCGCGUGCAAAAGGACACAACUUUCCUGGCCAACAACUCAUGCAACUCCCAACAUUGUUAGAUGAUACAUCUUGCGUCCGUUUGUACACCUUGUUGCAUGUUGUUGCGCGUGCGCAAAGUUUGAAACCGGUCAAACUUUUGAGCCAACAUCUCCCAACAUUUCUUUUGUUUCGUGAUCGUCCAAGCGUAGCGCAACAAUUUUGGAUCCGUUUGCGCAGCUUUUCCAGCAUUGUUGAAGCCACGCACUCGCAUUACACAUUGUCUCCAAAGUCUUUUAGGUCAUACCCUUCCCAAGAUGCACCGCAGGUCCCAACAUUGCUUGGAGUUGUUGCAUCUAUUUUUCAUAGCGGUCAAACGAGUGAAAUUUGCAAAAGUUAAGCGAAAUACUUCAAAGUUAAGGUUGCUACUUUCACUAUCGAAAGUUUAGGGUAUUACCAACAUCCUGUUAGUUUACGAAACUUUUUAAAAGUUUACUAAAAAAGUUCUAAGUGAUUGAAAACCGAUGCUGACGUUAUUAUCGGCGCGAUUUUCAAACAUGAUUCUCUUUUAGCGCGAAGCGUUUUCAGCGAAAAAAGCUCAAGAUUUUGAGAAAAAUGGAAAGAUAGCUAUGUUGACUAACUGAUUUAUACAUCUUUGCCCAUUUUUUUCUAACUGGUAAAUGAAAUCCCAGCAAUAAAAAACAAAAAUAACGAUUUAGACGUUUGACCGCGGUGGUCAUCUGUUUGCACACCACUGCCAACACGGGCGCAGCAACUCCCAACAUGCCCUCCCACCUCCCGUUCGGCCUCACAUAUCCCUCUCUCCGUUCUCUUUCUUGCGACCCUCUGCCUUUGCAAAAUCUCGUUUCCCANACGAGUGAAAUUUGCAAAAGUUAAGCGAAAUACUUCAAAGUUAAGGUUGCUACUUUCACUAUCGAAAGUUUAGGGUAUUACCAACAUCCUGUUAGUUUACGAAACUUUUUAAAAGUUUACUAAAAAAGUUCUAAGUGAUUGAAAACCGAUGCUGACGUUAUUAUCGGCGCGAUUUUCAAACAUGAUUCUCUUUUAGCGCGAAGCGUUUUCAGCGAAAAAAGCUCAAGAUUUUGAGAAAAAUGGAAAGAUAGCUAUGUUGACUAACUGAUUUAUACAUCUUUGCCCAUUUUUUUCUAACUGGUAAAUGAAAUCCCAGCAAUAAAAAACAAAAAUAACGAUUUAGACGUUUGACCGCGGUGGUCAUCUGUUUGCACACCACUGCCAACACGGGCGCAGCAACUCCCAACAUGCCCUCCCACCUCCCGUUCGGCCUCACAUAUCCCUCUCUCCGUUCUCUUUCUUGCGACCCUCUGCCUUUGCAAAAUCUCGUUUCCCAUAACUUUUUUUCGCAAUGGCAGUAAGUGGUUGUUCGGAUGGUGGAAAUGGUGUACGAUAAUGAUCCAGCAUGAUUCAAAAUUAUCAUGAUACCGAAAUAUCAGUUUGUUCUUCUGUUAACGGCAUACAGUGUAGACGCCAUAACAGGAAACAAUGAGAAACUGUAUGUAAAGUAAGGAGGACGUUCACAUGGCAACGAGCGAAUUUACUUCCGGUCAAAAACUUCGUGAGUUUAGGAUUCUUUUUACCCCCCGCACUUCUCAUUUCAGCCUAGCCGUGUACUAAAUCAAAUUCCGAGUUUUAUUCAUUCAAGUCCAAAGAACAGAUUAUCGAAUUUCCAACAAGUUUCUGAAAGCAGAUCGAGGUGGACAAAGCAUGAGUUCCAAUUUGAAUAGAAUUUCAUGGAUUGCAUAUACAGUUCAUUUGUUUAGGAGCUGCAAAUUGCCGAAAACUAGACUGAAAUAAUCAUUUUCAAUAGAGGCACUUUAGUUUGCCAUUUAUUUUUUUAUUUUCAAGUCAGUCCGAGUUCGACACAGACUCCGCGACUGAGUUCGAGACUUUCGCUUGUUUGUUCAUAAAUGCAAAAUACUUUCAAUAGUAUAUACAAACUUCCUGCAUGAGUGCCUUUUAAAAAUAUGAUUGAAAAAUAGUAAAUGCGAGGCCAACCAUUUGCUCAAGGAUAAUAUUUGAUAAAUAAUAAGAAGACAUUUAAAGGGGAUUAAGGACAGAGAUUUUAACCCACAAUAACAUAGCAGGCGAACCAGGUUUUUGAGGUUGUUCAGAGUAAAGUUUUAAUUUUGAACCCUGGCGUGAAUGGAAGAUCUGUUUAACAAUGAAUUUAGUUCGUCCGCAAAACAGAAUGAACAAAGGAUGGUAUCGCGUUUAUUCAUGUCCUAAUUAUGCUAACAUUGUUUCAAAAAUCUUGUCCCUUUAUACAUUUGACACUUUCUUCAGUUUACGUCUGAGCCUCUGAACCUCUGAAAAAUAGUAGAAAAUGUUUCGAUUGAUCUUCCUGCUGGCUUUGACCAUUUUCUUGGUCGGUUCGUUCGGAACGUCAGAAAGGAAAUCUUCUAAAAAUGUAAGCGGAGGGUACUUUAUUUUCGAAAAUCUGGCCGGUACUCUUGUCGCCGUAUAUUCCCUUUACCGUAUUUUCUGUAGUCUGGAACUGAAAGUUGUCUAAUUUUUUGCAACGUUGCCUUAAAUCUUCUUUCUUUUAUUCAAUUAUUAUAAUCAAACAGGCGAACAAAUCUGCCGGAAGCCAAAACAACUGUAAAACUGUUCCACUGCUUGGAUGCGGAAGAGACGGUGAGUUCUCCAGGAAUCGUUACUGACUCAAAUGUAAUGUUCAGUAGCCACUUCGUAGUCUUCUUAGAGCCAGAAAAGAUUGAAAAAAUGGAAUGAAUGGUGAUCUAUUACAUUUAUCGACGUGCCAAUUCCUUCAGGCCGAACACUAAUCCGCAUUUUUAAUGCAAAGUAAAAACUGCAAAAGAGAAGUUACAAUCAAAGACAUCGCACUAUUGUUUGGGUUUAGAUAUCUAAAAGUUGCCCGUAGAUUCAUGUUUAAGAUAACACUGAAGGAAAAAAUAUACUGCAGUGUUCAAUUUUCGUGGAGUGCAAAACUGACUUGGGAAGAAAUUAAACUACUAUUGAACAGCGAGUUACAAAUUCCACAAUAGUAAUAAAAAUAUGAAAAUUUGUUUUUUGCAGAAGUACAUACAAUUAUUUGGUUUCUUGUGGUGUCAUAACUGAAAACUCUAAAGAAUAUUCUGUAGUUUUUGUUGAAUGAUCUGGUCAUAAAAGCCUCAUUUUAUACGCAGGAUAGCUUAAGUGCUAAAAACAGUGAUGCAAAUAAAUAUAAACAUCAAAACCAAGUGAUACCAAACGACCCAAAUUGUCAUGUGUGGAUUAAUGCCUUUCCUACGUUUAAAUGCAUUCUUGAGGAAGAGAUGGCCGCGACGGACAUGAUGGAACUGUUGGAGCAAAGGCGAGCUAACGUUCUCUGUACUGAAUUACACACCUAGAUCAUAUUAUCACUGUGUUAUGACAAGAUUAUUUCUCAAUCUAACUUUUAAAUCUUAAGAAGAGAUCCUACAGUGUGUUAGCAAUUCAAAUCUCUGAUGAAACCUCUUUCAUUUGGCAAACGUUUUAUAAGAUAGUAUUUAUUUCUUUAGAUUUCGCAAAGAUACAUUUGAAUUUUUUCGUAAUUUAAUCUUGGCCACUAUCAGGCUACCAUUAGGAAUGGAGUUGUUAAGCAAAACACGGCCGAGACAGCCAGCAUAAAAACGUCUGUGUAAAAGUGCACUUUCGUACUUGUAGCUUGUUUCAACUCGCGUAAUCAUUUAAACGUGGGAAUCUGAAAAGGGACAUCAAGACUGAUAAAAUUCUUCAUAAUGUAUUUUCCCCUAUAUAAAACGUUGCAUUGGAUAAUUUCACGUUGAGUUGUGUUCGACGAAAAAUUAAUUGUGAUUCACGUGUUCAAGAUAUACAGUCGACUCCCGAUAACUCGAACCUUCAAGGGAUUUCGAAAAAAAGUUCUAGUUAUCGGGAGCUCGAAGAAAAUAGCCGAGAGUAAGGUACAAAACAAUUUUUAAUAGGAAAUCCAAAAUUCAAUGUUGGAACUAAUGUUUCGGACGCUAGUACACGGCUUUUUUCCCGACUUAUUAAGGGCUCAAAACAUGGUUCGAGUUAUCGAGGGUAAAAUUAUAUAGAAAAUGACCUGAGGGGAAACGAAAAUUGGUUCGAGUUAGCGGGAGUUCGAGUUAUUGAGGAUUCGAGUUAACAAGGGUAAAAUUACAGUAAAUGUAUGACGGAAAUCCAGGGGAAAUCGAUUUUAGUUCGAGUCAGCGCGAGGUUCGAGUUAGCGAGGGUUCGAGUUAUCGGGAGUCGACUGUACAUCCAUUCCAUUCCAUUUAAUAGUAGAGCAUUUGCCCGGAAAAGGAGAACAAAAUUCGUAAUCGCCUGUUUACGUCAUCGAUUUAUCACAACGUUACGUGUCUCCCUAGAAAAGGAAUCAUAUGACACUAAAUGGUUUGACUAUAAUGAAGUUGUGCAUAUUCAACACCACCGCCUCAUUGGAAAUUAAAAGGAUUAAAAAGAAGAACUGAACAUAAACACACAACUCAGUUAACUUUGUAGCGAUGGGGAAUAUAAAGCAAAAAAUAGGAAAAAAAUUUCAGAGACAUGUCAGUCUGCUAUAACAAAAGUGACAUGCAAAAAGUUAGUAACUUUGAAGCACUUUCUAAAAUGACAAAAAAAGAUCAAGGUGUCGUUCUUGCACUGAGCUCCUCAAUUGACCAAAGAAAUAACCUAGAAAUAUUAGGUUAGAGCUCUCGGAAGCUAGCGGCACAAGCCAAACAAUUUUACUCGAGUGCACCUCCCAUCCUUCCCUUUAACUUGUGUAAAAAGAAUCAUAUCUAAUCCAUGUCGCUUAAUAUCAGUUUGGCACUAAACCUCUCAGAAAAAAGUCGGAAAUCCCUGCCGCUUGGUUAUUUUGGUCGGGUCUCUGGGAAAUAAUGACAGUUCGACAUUUCCCUCAAAAAAACUUGACCAAACAGAAUCAAAAACGUUGUUUGCUGAUCCGAUCCUUGGUUGUUUUGUUAUUCUUAUCGAAUUUUAACUUAGAGCUUAACCAAGAAUGUCUUGAGUCUCAUUUGAAGCAGUAAUUAGCCAAAUAUCGUGAUUUUUUUAUGUCUUUUAUAUCAAUUACUUACCUCUAUAUACAUGUAUAUACAUAUAUAUAGCUGUACAGCUAAUUCGACGAUUAAUUCAGCAUUUUUUAUUUUAUCAGCCUUACAAAUUUUAUCAGCCUUACAAAUCGUUUCAUUUCACUUGCUUAACCUCCAAAGCUAUUUUUUGGCCCUAAUGACUGUUUCCCUUGUCUCGAUUCGCAUUCCUCUACCAGCAGCUUCUGCCCGUUAUUUGCGCUCUGUGUUUUUCGAACUAGAAGAGGUUUAUUCACCCUCAAUACUUGUAGCUAGAAUCUUAUUAGUGAUUUUCCUAAACCGCAAUAUUUAUUUUGCCGUUUUAUCCCUAGAUUUGAGAUUGAUGUUUUCUUUUCCAGGAGAAAAAGGAGAGGCAGGGAUACCAGGACAAAAUGGAAACGCUGGUGAUAAGGUAUUAGUUUAGAAAUGUACUGCUUUUUAAAAACUUUUAAGUUUCUUCUAAAAAGUUAAUAUAAGCUCGGUAAAAUUUUGCAUAAAUGAUUGCGCAGUCUAUUAUCGCGGGAAAUCCAACAAAAAGAAGUAUUGCGCGUAUGAACGAAGGAUAACGAAGUGAUGUUUUCACAUUAGCAAAGAAUUCAAAGAUAUUUUCUGCCUAAGGCUGCUGCUAAAUUAUGCUUGGCUUUCAAAGUUACUUACUUCCAUUUCUGAAAUAUUUUUGACUUGGCCUAUUCGGAAGUGAAUUUUAUACUGGAAGUCGUGUUUGUGAGUUCAGAGCUGACUUAGGGUAUUAAGUCUUGCUGAAUUAGUUCCUGUUUGGGUUCGUUAACCAAAGUUGUUAGUUUUUCAUUGGGUCGCAGCUUCUUGCCAAUCGCAGCCGUUUAGGCCCAGAGAUAGCAAAACAUUACCCACACUGAGUUUGCCAGCCUUCUUUUAUUCUCACUGUCAGCAAACCCAAACAUCACCAGGUUUGGCUAUAAAAGGCUCCACUAUUUGGAUUGUUAGCUAGUAGGAGUAGGAGUAGGGGUUAUUAGUGAUUAGUAGGAACCAGCUGUUAGCUGUAGAAGCUAAAGAAGAAUAAAGAAGUGGAAAGAUGUAAAAGGAGAUUUCGGGUACCUUCUCGCUUAUUUUAGCUGUUUUUUUUUCUUGUGAUUUCUUAAUAACAAAGAUUUUAAUCAUUUUUUUCUUGUGGAAGAUUGCUCUAUUGGAUUCCAUUUCUUUGAGAAAGUUCAAGAUCUUCCAACCCGAGGAGCAGUAGAUGUGGAACAUUUCACCGUUUAUGGAAGCUUGUUUCUUGCUUUUGCCAACUAUCUUGGGGACAUUAAAAAGUACAAGACAGGUUCCAUGAUCUACAAGAUGGACAAAUCAACUGGAAGACUAUCUCUGUACCAGACCCUGCAAACAAGAGGAGCUUUUAACCUCGAGUACUUCUCUAUCGCUAGCAAACAUUUUCUUGCUGUCGCUAAUCGUAAAGAUGGGACUCACCGGCUGGACUCUACAAUCUAUCAAUGGAAUGGAAAGUUGUUUGUUCACUUCCUGAAAUUAUCAACCAACGGAGCAAACCACUUCACCUAUUUCAAGAUACUUGGGGAAAGUUAUCUCGCAGUAGCCAACAUCCUUAGUACCUCAGUUAUCUACAAAUGGAGCAGCGGCAAGUUUAACAGAUUUCAAGACAUACCAACUGAAGGUGCCUUCGGAUGUACAGCGUUUGUGAUAAACGGUGACACAUUCAUCGCUUUUGCAAAUAAUUACAAUUCCCAACACAAGCAUUCUGUUCAGUCCACUGUGUUCAAGUGGUCAAGAGGUCAUUUCGUCAAACUGCAGUCUCUUCAGACUUAUGGAGCUUUCUAUGUCUUGUCCUUUAACAUUAACACUCACACGUUCCUCGCCUUUGCCAACCGCUACUCUGGAAGUAAAAGCAACAUCGACUCCUUCGUUUUCAAGUGGAAUAGCAACAAGUUCGUCAUGUUCCAGUCCUUAUCUACUCAUGGGGCUGUCGCUUGGCACCCAUUU
Porites evermanni is the source of this 23464-nucleotide messenger RNA. NCBI's taxonomy places the organism in Eukaryota, Metazoa, Cnidaria, Anthozoa, Scleractinia, Poritidae. The record is from the annotation of a GenBank genome assembly.